CUCUUUAUCCUGGUUUGUUACGACCCUUCAUGUCUCGAUCAGGAACCACUCUCUAUGUCACUGGCUUCGGCCAUGGCACCCGCGCUCGCGACCUUGCCUACGAAUUCGAACGCUACGGCCGUCUGGUUCGUUGUGACAUUCCAGCGCCGCGUACUCAAUCGAGUCGUCUGUUCGCCUUUGUCGAAUAUGAGAGCCGCCGGGACGCGGAUGACGCCUACCAUGAGAUGCAUAACAAGCGCAUCGGACGGGACGAUCUACUGAAAAUUGAAUGGGCUCGUACUCCGCCUUCCGCGUCGUGGCGAUUCGAUUCCGGUCGUGAAUCUGGUCGUGAAUCUGGCCGUGACCGCCGCCGUUCACCUCGCCGUGGUCGCUCCGUCUCGCCGCGCCGCCCUCGUGACUACUCUCCCCGACGGGACGAUCGGUACGAGCGGGACUACGAACGUCGCGACGACCGAGACUACGAACGCCGGGACCGCGACCAUGAUCGUCGUGACCGGGACCAUGACCGCCGAGACCGGGACCGCGAGCGCUCCCGUGACCGUUCCCGCACUCCUGACGACCGGGAUCGUGAUGCUAAGGAUGAUCGGGAAAGACGCGAUGACGACCGUGAGAGACGCGACGACGAUCGCGAGCGCCGUGACGAUGAGCGUGAGAAUAUCACGAACGGCGAAGACAGGAAAGUACCCCUGGACCCUGUGCCCUCUGCUCAUGACGAGCUUGAUACUGCUGAGUAGAUCAACUCCAGUGCAAUGUCCAGUCGAGCCGUGUCCUUGCCCAUCCCAAAAAAAACCUCGCCGACCGAUCCGCAUUCCACACGAGGUGCCGUUGUCUACGGCUCUCUGAAAAAGGAC
This is a messenger RNA of Penicillium cinerascens, 851 nucleotides long. RefSeq names its product RNA-binding protein. Bases 30 to 734 code for a protein of 234 amino acids. NCBI's taxonomy places the organism in Eukaryota, Fungi, Ascomycota, Eurotiomycetes, Eurotiales, Aspergillaceae. Gene Ontology annotation, biological process: mRNA splicing, via spliceosome. The transcript has 5 exons. Gene Ontology annotation, molecular function: RNA binding. Gene Ontology annotation, cellular component: nuclear speck. The record is from RefSeq and is a predicted model, not a curated record.